AUGUCGUUACCGGUAUAUUUCGAGCUCAGCUGGUCCAUUCUGAGCACAAUAGGCCUUGUUACAUUCUUGAUCGCGUGGAUGGUUGCCGGAAUCGUUCAUCUUACGACUAUUACCAUGAUACCAAUCGUAGUGUCUGGAGCAUGCGCUGUAGCAAAUGGUCUGUGCUACUACGCUUUCUAUGCUUCAUAUCCGGUACAAUCGAGAGCGGUAGCAGCAGGAUUUGCAGAUAUAUUUUGGUUCAUCCAAGAAGCAGGCCUGUCGAUGUACUCUUACCAAAUUCUGGCUAAAGUCCUCCAAAGGCGUCAAAAAACCGUUUUCAUGCUAUUGUUUUGGACAUGUAUAGCUGUCAUAUUUGGCUGUCGGCUCGGUAUCCUGAUAUCAAGAAUCGAAGAAAUCCAAAAUCCAGAAAAUUCUCUCCAAAGAAGGAUAAACCAACUUCACAUGGCGUAUUUCGUUAUGAUUGCCGUGGUAGAAACCAUCAGCGCCUUUUUCCUCCUCCGGACAUUCGCCAAAGCCAAGCGCGCUAGUGUCGCCAUUCAAUCAUGGACAGCCAAAGGAUUAUUCGAGUUGCUAUCGAGGAGCGCCGAGAUCCGACUUGCGACAUUGUGUCCGAUCGGUAUUACUCGGGCUAUAACAUAUUCAUUCCAGGCCACCGCCCAGUCUGCCACCAAUACCGCGAGCCAACUAGACCGCUUCGUUUAUACUUUGGAGUGUCUAUUUCCAAUGGUCAUGAUCGUUGAUAUCCUUGCUUCCAAGCUGACAUACUCGAGAGCCACUUCAACAAAUAGCGAUAGGAGUCGUAGCAGAGCUAAUGGGGGGACAGGCCCUGCCCCAUCUUCAAAUGCAAACGGUAUCGAGGUAGAAUUUUCAAUAAGAACCGAAUUCGACUCACCUAAGCGAAGCAACAGUAAAGCCAUUCGACUAACCUCGCGGAAUACUAACUCUGAAGAAACGAUACCAGUUGCUAGUCAUGGGGCAGAAGUUGGUCAUUCCGCUAGCUGCCACGUUUGA
Messenger RNA from Orbilia oligospora ATCC 24927, 1011 nucleotides. RefSeq lists its product as uncharacterized. NCBI's taxonomy places the organism in Eukaryota, Fungi, Ascomycota, Orbiliomycetes, Orbiliales, Orbiliaceae. The record is from RefSeq and is a predicted model, not a curated record. The transcript has a single exon. Bases 1 to 1011 code for a protein of 336 amino acids.